Aspergillus fijiensis CBS 313.89 is the source of this 714-nucleotide messenger RNA. Its product is annotated as GFA family protein. Lineage: Eukaryota; Fungi; Ascomycota; Eurotiomycetes; Eurotiales; Aspergillaceae. Gene Ontology annotation, molecular function: carbon-sulfur lyase activity. The record is from RefSeq and is a predicted model, not a curated record. The transcript is spliced from 3 exons. Bases 66 to 557 code for a protein of 163 amino acids.
ACCUCAUCUGCAGCUUUCACUAAUCCAAACCACAACUCCGUGUAUAGUAAUCCGAACACCCGAAAAUGCCAAUGACCCUAGAAGGCAGCUGCCAAUGCGGCGGCAUUGAAUUCUCCCUGCAAUCCUCAACCCCAGUUCCCUACCAGCUAUGCGCCUGCAGCAUCUGUCGCAAGGUAGGCGGCUACAGCGGCAGCGUCAAUCUCGGCGGAAUCGCCGACACCUUGAACAUCAAGAAAGGCAAGGAUUUGAUCAAGAAAUAUUCCGCGAUCAAGGCCCGCGGUACCGAACAGGAGGAGGUUUGUUCGUCGGAGCGGAACUUCUGCUCCAACUGUAGUACCAUGCUGUGGCUGUGGGACAAGCAAUGGCCGGAGUUGAUUCAUCCGUUCGCGUCGGCGAUCGACACCGAGUUGCCGGUGCCUGAUGAGAUGGUUUGCAUUAUGGCUGGGUCGAAGCCGACGUGGGCGCGUUGGCCUGAGGGGAAGAAGCAGGUGCACGAGGAAUAUCCGAGUGAUAGUUUGGAAGAGUGGCAUAAGAAGCAUAAUCUCUUCUUCGAAUAGGCAAUAGGGGAGAGACCAAGGAUGACUACGAUUGUGCUGAGUGGAUGACGGUACGCAAUUACAAGAGCAUUCAAGUUUGAUAAAAUAUUCUUCUUUCAUUCAUUAUGAGUAUCUGUGCUGAGAGCGAGCAAAAGUCAUCUAUGAUGAGAUAUUAGCA